AUGUCAAAGAAACUACAUGUUGGCAAUGCUUAUACCGUUCCUGAACAGAUGUCCCAUGAAGAGGAAAACCAGUUAAUUUCUAAAGAUUUGCUGGGAAAAGAUGCGAUAGUAGCCAGUAAACGCGAAGAAACUGAUGUUUCUUCAAAAGUUAUGAAGAGCGAAUUAGAUAUUAGUGUUGAAGAAACGGAAAGCAGCUCACUUAAUAUUUUAUCUAAAAAUCAAAAGGAUAGAGGAGGAAGGGUUCGGUCUUUUUCACUGGAGGAAAAAGAUAAAUUAUCAGAAAAUGAUGGCGAAGUUGAUAAUAAAAAUAAAAAAUUGAAUAAUGCAGAAGAUAAUUAUAAUGCAGAAUCUAAGAGUUUACCUCCUCACAAUGGAGAAACAAGUAGUUCGAUAGAACAAGACAAGAAAAAAUUGAGCGAGGACCGAGAAACCGCUCAAGAAAUAGAAAAAGAUGGAGAAAUGCUGGACCACCACACCAUUAAGCAAGAUCAGACAUCAAUAGGUAGCUUGGAGCGAAGUGCAGUUGUUUCCUAUGGAAACGCGUUAAUAUUGCUCAAAGUGAGUGAUGAAGAAAUUUUGGAUAAUGAAAAUGAUAUAAUGGAAAGAAAUAAUAAUCGGAUUAAAAAAAAAAUCAGGCCUGAAAUACUCGAAAAUGAAUCUAAAAAAAAAUUCGAGAAUAAGGUCAAGGAGAAAAACGAAUUGAAACUACGGCUGCGACCAAGAGUUAGUAGUUCUGAUGAAGUAUGCAGAAAGAAGAUGCGAUUUGAAGGUGAAACAUGCGAAACAUUGGAAUUAAAACAAAAAAAGAAUAUGGAAAUGGUUCAAAAUAAAGAAAAAGUGCAAAUAGAAAAGAACCAAGCAAUUGGAGUUCGCCGUUUACGUCAGUGUGCCAAGGAAGCAAAAAUCAAGAUAAAAAAAUUAAAAGAUUCCAAGUCGCCAGAUGUGGCUGAGAACAGUUUGGAUGCUGCAGAGACUAGAGAAGGAUCUUGUGAAAGAAAUGAAUGUAUCAACAGAGAAUGCUUUAUAAGGAUUUCAUCAAAAUGUUGUCAAAAGGAAAAUACUCUAAAUAUUUCUGAAAAUGUUAAUUACAAAUUAUUUUAUCAUAUAACGAAAGGAGAACAUGUUUGCUACAAUUGUUACAACGAAAUAAAUAAACCCAUUGUAAUUCUAACUUUUUCAUAUAGUGGACGAUCAUAUUCUAAAUGGUAUAAUGAAUGGAAAAUGGUGUGGGUCGAUGAAAGUCGUUGUACUCCGAAUGUUCGCUUUUAUAUUCAAGAUCAAUUAUUACCUUUCUGGCUGCAGUGCAAUAAAUGUUCGAAAUUCAGGUGA
This is a messenger RNA of Dracunculus medinensis (Guinea worm), 1329 nucleotides long. The record is from the annotation of a GenBank genome assembly. Lineage: Eukaryota; Metazoa; Nematoda; Chromadorea; Rhabditida; Dracunculidae.